AUGGGCAUCUCAGCAGUGACAGACAGAGUGAAACUUCCUGCAUUCUGCCGGGGAGAAAGUGAGCUCAAAGAUGAUAAAAGAGCUGAAAUGAAGAGGAACCUAUCUGCGAUUAUGGAGGCUUCCAAGAGUCGUAGACUUUCCCAGACAACAGUGAAGAAGGGGAAGACCACGCCACCUACAGGUGCAAGGAAAGCCACUCUCAAAUUUGAAAUCUUGUUUAAGUUAUAUGUCAAAGGUUUUGGUUACAAAGCCAAGAGGUCUGAACAGGGUGGUGGAGUGCGAAAUUUGGACCUACCAAGACACGCCACAGAAAAAGAAUGUCUUUUAGAGCUGAAAAAGAUUUUCUUUCCAGAAGGCCAAAGUCUGGUCGGAAAGGCGGAUGACAUAGAAUUUAAGCUUGCCUAUUUCAAGUGUCGGACCAUUUACAUAUGCAAGGACUUUUCACUGGAAAGAUAUAAGCAAAGAUACGGUUUGCAUACACCCCGAUUAUUCCGUCUCAGAGGCAGCACAGUUUCAUCAAAGGAGUCGNCAAUAGCCUUAAAUUGAGUCAAAACAGCUGUUGUAGGCAAACACGCUAUCCUCGCAUGGCUCCCUCAAGUGGAUAUGAGAACAAUUCUGAUUCUCUGGGAGGAUGCAUUUACCUGUUGACCUUUGUAAACUUUCGUGUAUGGUUUAUAAAUACUCUUCAAAGGGCAAAAAAGCAAGGUUUUACACAGCCAGGCGACGAAGCCAUGCAAAUAUACAUAUUAAUGAUAUAAAGCCGUGAACUUGGGUUUCCUGUGCAUAUGCACUUAGAACUCUUCCGUUUUCAUACCAUUCAUGCUCUAUGCAUGAGUGAAUACUGCACCCAAACUAUACCUGUACAAAACCGAACUGUACUGUUAUAAAGUAAAUGCAACUCAAGAGUUAACAGAUCACCAUUUUUCUGUCUCUUUCAGGUAACACAUUACUUAGAAUCUACCCUGAGUAGUGAAGUUGCUGCAAAGUUGAAAAGGUAACGUGAAAACGUAAUUCGCAAAAGAUUAAAAAACGUAUUCAAUCAUACUGGUGCACAUUUUUGUCUGAUCUUGGGUUUAGUAAAGAAGCUCACCCUUGGUUCCUUUUCUUUCAAGCACUCUCAAAAUUGGGGACAUGACUUUAAAUGGUCCGAUCGACAGUGGAAUUCCUUCUGUUCAUCUUUUGGUAUACUUUAUGGGAUCGUCAACAAUUCUCUCCAUUUCGACUCAAUUACAAUUAAAACUUAUAUAGCGCAUCUUUUCAUGGCACAAGAUCAACUGCGCUUUACAAUUCGUUAAAAAGGCUAAAAAUGAAUAAAAAUUACAAGCAGGUAAAAAGAUUUUUACUAAACAAUAAUAUGCAGGUAAAAGGUUACGAAAAUGAAAUAAAGUGAUAAUAACAAAUAAAUAUUUGAUAACGACUGACACACUAUUAUCUCUAGAUGUAAACAGGCUGAUAAAACUGCAAUAGCCAUUAUGUCCUAUAAGGAGUUAAGUGACAUGGGCAUCUCAGCAGUGACAGACAGAGUGAAACUUCCUGCAUUCUGCCGGGGAGAAAGUGAGCUCAAAGAUGAUAAAAGAGCUGAAAUGAAGAGGAACCUAUCUGCGAUUAUGGAGGCUUCCAAGAGUCGUAGACUUUCCCAGACAACAGUGAAGAAGGGGAAGACCACGCCACCUACAGGUGCAAGGAAAGCCACUCUCAAAUUUGAAAUCUUGUUUAAGUUAUAUGUCAAAGGUUUUGGUUACAAAGCCAAGAGGUCUGAACAGGGUGGUGGAGUGCGAAAUUUGGACCUACCAAGACACGCCACAGAAAAAGAAUGUCUUUUAGAGCUGAAAAAGAUUUCUUUCCAGAAGGCCAAAGUCUGGUCGGAAAGGCGGAUGACAUAGAAUUUAAGCUUGCCUAUUUCAAGUGUCGGACCAUUUACAUGUGCGAGGACUUUUCGCUGGAAAGGUAUAAGCAAAGAUAUGGUUUGCAUACUCCCCGAUUAUUCCCUCUCAGAGGCAGCACAGUUUCAUCAAAGGAGUCAGAUGACGAGGAAUUGAAGAAGUCUCAGUUUGAAGACAGUGGGUCUCAAGAACCUGAAGAGAUGCAAUCUCGGUAAAGGAUAAGGGCCAGCCUGUUGCAGCCCGCUUGAGCACAACCUCUGCAGAGCCUUUAGUGCACAGUAGCUUAUCAGUAGAACAUGCUAUGGAUGGAUUGAUCGGGAGAUCUGAAGAACGCAGAUUAUUCAUGGAUCAGCUUCAGGCAGAUUACGAGGCAUCUCUAGCAGCAGAUAAAGGAAAAGAAUUGGCAAAGGAAGCAAGCAUCCGAAGAGAAGCUCUCUAAAUGUCAAGGAUGAACCGUGUCCUGCCCAAACCAGCAUUACAAGAGCCACGCGUGAUGGUUUCUGUUCGACACCCUACCCUUAGUGUCAUCAGGAGGGAAUUUCCACCCAACUGCACAAUUAUGGCAUUGUACGAUUGGGUUGGGUCACUGUCCACCCGUCCAGAACAUUUUGCUCUCUGUUUCAGCGGCCCUUAUUGCACUGCUUACCCCGAAGAUGACAUUAAGUCUGUCAGUGCUUUGCAUGUCGGAGCAACAGUUCUCCAUCUCUUUGUGCAGAGAUGAUGACGAAGUUGCGGUUUUCAAUGCUCAACCUGACAAUAACGACAGUGUUGAUGACACUUUGUCUGAUUACGAGUUCGAAGCAGCAUUUGCAUCAUAUGGUGUUGCAACCGACACCUACAAACAACUUGAAGAGGUCCAGUCGCAUCCCCCAGCGCAGCUUUCGGAAGAUGAUUCUGAAGUCUCCACCAGCGAGCAAGUGAACAUUCAGAUAUUGAAAGGCCUAAGUGCUAAAUGUCGAAGUGUAAAGGAACAGUUUGAA
Porites evermanni is the source of this 2863-nucleotide messenger RNA. The record is from the annotation of a GenBank genome assembly. NCBI's taxonomy places the organism in Eukaryota, Metazoa, Cnidaria, Anthozoa, Scleractinia, Poritidae.